Molecule: messenger RNA, 592 nt
Organism: Tetranychus urticae (two-spotted spider mite)
Lineage: Eukaryota; Metazoa; Arthropoda; Arachnida; Trombidiformes; Tetranychidae
Product: NPC intracellular cholesterol transporter 2
Biological process (GO): sterol transport
Molecular function (GO): sterol binding
Source: RefSeq, a predicted model, not a curated record
AUUUAAAUGAAUGUGUGACACCUGGACUUGUCAUAUUGAUUUUACGUGAUCAACACAACAAUUGAUUAAAAAUGAUCCGAGGUUUAGUGAUUUUAGCUCUUAUUGCUACCGCUUUUGCUGGUGAGAUAGACUUCAACGACUGUGGUGAUGGAGUAAAUGCUCCAACAAGCUUUGAAGUAGCUGGAUGUGAUGAAGCUCCAUGUACGGUGGAAAGAGGAAAUACAUAUGAUUUUACCUUCAACUUUGAUGCACCUGUAAAUGCUGAUGAUCUGUCUGUCUCAAUCAAAGCUAAAGUUUUCGGUGUUUGGAUUCCAUGGCCUGGUGCACCUAAACAAGUAUGUGGCCAAGGAAUCUCUUGUCCUCUUACAUCUGGUAAAAGCUACACCUACCAAUCAAAAAUGACCAUUCCUGUUGUUGCACCUUCAAUAUCCACUACAGUUCAAUACACCCUCGCCAAUACUGCCAGUGAAACUGUAUUCUGUAACCGAUUCGGUGUUAAAGUUGCUUGAAUAUCUGAACUUACUGUUAUUCUGUAGAUUGGUCGAUUUCCUAAAAAUUCGUAUUAAAUAAACUAUGAGUAUUUAAAAAGCAA